Puntigrus tetrazona (Sumatra barb) is the source of this 5577-nucleotide messenger RNA. RefSeq names its product LIM domains containing 1a (gene limd1a). Gene Ontology annotation, cellular component: adherens junction; transcription regulator complex; nucleus. Lineage: Eukaryota; Metazoa; Chordata; Actinopteri; Cypriniformes; Cyprinidae. Gene Ontology annotation, biological process: negative regulation of hippo signaling; regulation of DNA-templated transcription; response to hypoxia. Bases 3693 to 5360 code for a protein of 555 amino acids. Gene Ontology annotation, molecular function: transcription corepressor activity. The transcript has 8 exons. The record is from RefSeq and is a predicted model, not a curated record.
CGUGGAGGUCAUGCUGUGCUUUCAGACAACAGUGGGAUUCCUGCUGGGUCUCAUCAAACACUCGUUGACCGCCGCUGACUCACUGUCCUGUAUGGGGUCUUCAGCUUUUAACAUCUAGACCACGUACACACACUGAAGACUGCACCGUGUCAAACACCGUCAAGAUAAUGAUUUCAGUGGGGGUGCUGCAUCACAAGUAAUCUGGGAAAACGGUCUACUUUGAAAUCAUUUUCUCUCGGAAAUUGCUAGUAGAUGAUAAAUUGAAUUACAUUUUACGCUUUUAAAGAGAAAGACCUAUUUGCAUGAUUUUCAGUAAAAUAUUUAAUUUAAGGGCGAGGUAGAAAACUAUGUAAAAUAUGAAAAAUUGUUGAUACGACAACGUAUUAACCUAUAAGAAUUACUUUCAGCGUACUCAUUUAAACUUAUACUACACCAUUAUAUGCAUCAAAGUUUAUGGUUUUUAUAAUAAAGAAGCAAGUACAGUUGUGGGCUUUCUGGAAUAGGCCUAUGCUGCGAUAAAAAGUCAAAUAUUGUUGGAUCUUCUAAAUGAAUAAAGGCUAAAAUGAGAUCAUAAAUAGUGUUUUUAAAGCCAUUUCAAAAGUCGAUAACUGCAGUUGCGUCAGGUUUCUUUUCUGCGUCUGCUUUUUUUUGAGAAAAAAAAAAAGGUACGGACUCGUGGAUUGGUUGUUAUUUGGAUGCCGAGUAACUAAAUGUUAAUAGAAUUUAAAAUUAAUAUGUGGUCACUGUAAAAAUGGUUUUCUCUACAUAAAAUUAAAUAAAUAUUAGUGCACGUUACGAAAGAAAACGCCACUUAAAAAAUGCUACUUAAAUGUUACUUGAGGCGUUUAUGCAAUUUCUGAGAGAAAAUAGUUGUUAAAUACGUACGUUCAAAAUAAUCUGUUGCAAUAAAAUGGAAACGUGCGUUUAUAAUUUUGAGUUAAUGAGCCUGAAAUCUGAAAACCUAUUUCCGUUCUGUCAGGACGCGUCACGUGAAACCGUAGAACAAUUAUCUGAAGGUAACGAAACACAUCUCUCUUUCAGACGGCUUUAGGAAUGCCCAUCAUUCCCUCUGGAAAUGAGAACGGAGAGACUUGAGUCAUCACGUUUCAACACCGGAGUCAUUUGGCCCCAUUUCCUCGGUCUGCAGCCCGUCCCAAUGACGCGCCGCACGCUGACGCCGCGCUCCAGUUAGCGCCUGCUUUAUGUGCUGAGCGUCUGACCUCCUCUCAAUGCAUCGGAGAAUACGUUUCUCAGCGCUCGAGCGAACGAUAAGUUGGGAACCGGCAUAAAGGAAGGCUUUCACGUCGAAUGAAGUGUUAUGCCUUUAGGGUGCUGACGUCCUGGGACAGUGGCUGACAGUACCUCUGUUGUUUGGAAAUGUUCUUUGGCCCGUUACUCAGUAACCGCACAUGAUUCAGUCUGAAAUCCAUCCCCUCCGCUGUCCCUUAUGGCCUUAUAUAAGUGACUCGCUAAUAAAACACUGUAGAAUAAUUUCCCAGAAGUCCAGCAUUCCUCAAAUGUGCUGACUUUAAAAAAAGAGGAAGGGAUUUUUUUUUUUGUCCCAGAUGACACGUGACUUGAUAUUUUUAGAGUAUUCAUUUCCUGCGUAUUGUGUCUUUUCGUAUUGUGUUACUGCAUUCACAUCAGUGGUCGGUUGUAUCCUUCUAGUCCGCUUUAUUGAGCUUUAUCGAAUACUUACGGUUAAAGAGAUGAACUUUCUGUCAUUUUGCGCCAUUCCAAAACCCGCAGGACGCUCUUUGUUCUGUGGAAAUACGAAACGAGUUCUUUUGAGGAAUGUCUCCGUACGAUAAAAGUCAGUGGUGACCAAAAUGUUAGUUUACCAAAAAAUCUCUGUACCCAAGCGUUCAACUUUGGCAAAACUCUUCAUACGGUUUCAACAAAUCGUGCGACUUGCACAAGGAGAUAUUAUUUAUUAUUGAUUAUCACUUGGCAAGCGAUAAGUCCUAAGAACGUCUAUAUGCCUACUAUUGACAAGCUCGAUUGAAGCACAAACUACUUUUUGCUUAAUGGAGGAGAUGAGCGUCAUGAACUUCAAAUGCUUUUUAAAAUCACCUUUUCAGAGCCAACUGCUUGUCAAAACUGGUCGGCAAUCAUGCAUAAGCAUCGUCGGCGGCUCCACAGUGGCCCCAAAAUGUAUUUUGCGACGCUUACUAACGCCUGGAUUUGGUUGCAGAUGUUUUGAAGAACGUGUCAUUGGUCGCGUGAGGUGUGUGCUUGUAGGGCAAAGCAUUUCUGUGCCUCCUAACGCUGCAGAUAAUGCUGCCAUGUAGGAAUGCUUGGCUCGCCGAGCUGGUCACGUGAGUCGUUAUCCAUCACUUCACUUUCCUCUUCACAACAUGGUGGUUUGGUUUGGCCGCUGGAGCUCUCUGAAGUGUCUUCGGACGGGCCUGUCCGCAUGAUGCGCCGAUCUCCAGGUUAACCGCAUGUUGUUGUGUUUAGCCUAUAAUAGUUUUAUGCAUUAUUAUUCAUCGGGUUACGUAAUGCUUUCUGAUUUGUAAGAGGAAUGAUUGUUGGUGAAUAACUUAGAUUUUGGUCUGUUCAUCACACAGAUGAAUGACUCCCUCUGUUGGAGCCUAGCCUGCUUUGAUGGUGCUUUUUGCGUAUUUGAAGCAUGAAGAAAUUACCAAACACGAUUUUUAGGAACUGAAUGCCAAAACAAUAAACUCACUAAUUAAUUAAAACCUUUAAUUUAGCUUAUCCAUUCACUCAUCGCCUAAAAGACUAGGCUGAAUCAGACUCCUCCUUUUACGACAACACUGGACGCUUUAUCUCUCCAACAGACCACGUGGACUCUUCAAGUAGCCUAACCGUCUUAAAUUAAACGUCAGAUGUCAAAUUCACCAUAAUACGUAAAACGAAGCGCUGGAUUAUUUCCACAUGUCUCGUGGCGAGCAACUUCUCUUCAACUUUAAUCACGUGAAAUUACAGCGCAACCACACGACAGCCUUUACGCGUCUCUUUCAAGUGCAAGCUUUCCAAACCGCUCAAAACACCCCCCCAAAAAAGUCCGAUCUUUGUUAUUUAGUCUGCACGCGGACACUGUUUUCCCUCUUGGCGCGCUCGUGAACCGCGCCGCCGGUCGCGCGCUCGCUCGGUGUCGCGCGCGCUCCUUCAUUCACAGCGGGACUCGGCGGGAGCAGCUCGUUUUCUCUCAGUGAGGAGAAGAGUUCGCUAAAGGAGCCGUUUCAACUCUCCGUCGUCCUCUGUGGAGCAGACCUCGUUAGAUAUUAGAGUUUCGGUCGAGUUUUAGUCGUCUCCGAAAGUUUACACGAGUUGCGCUCGUUUACGUUUCUUUUCAGACAGCUGUUAUUUAGUUUCGUAGUAAAUGUGGCUUAUUUUUGUUGACGUUAUUCGCGGUUAGAUUUAUUCACUUUAUGAGGCGAUGCCGAUAGCUUUUUCGUCAAAGUAGCUUUAUCCGUCACGCUUGGUCACUAUAUUUAAUGGCUUUAAUCCGUGUCGUGUGAUGUUUGCUGUGUGGAAACCUAAACUCUUCACUUUGGCUUUUGCAGUUUUGACUGAUCUUACUAGCGGCUUCUCGCAGGUGAACGAGUUUGGACAGCUGUUCCCAAUCAGUUUUCCGUCCUCAAUGGUUUGACUAAUUCGCCGCCGCUGACAGAAGUCGCGAAAAACUUCCCUCCCGCGCGUUUCGGUUCGCGUUUGCAGUUGCGGACAUGGAUAAAUACGACGAUUUGGGACUUGAGGCGAGUAAGUUCAUCGAGGACUUGAACAUGUACGAAGCGUCGAAGGACGGCUUGUUUCGCGUGAAGAGAGACGCGGGAAACAACCCGGAUUUCGAGGAGACCAGAAAAGUCUUUGCCUCGAAGAUGACCAAGAUACACAUGCAGAAACAGCAAGAGGAGAUGGCAAGGAACAGUCUGGCGGCGAGGCUCAACGGAAGUCAUUCAAAAGUGACCGAUAACGCGUUUUACACCAAAGACAGGCCACCGAUCAAUAGUUAUAGACAGGGUGGAGAAACGGCAGCCAAACCCCCCAUCAUGUCUGGACCAACGGUUGUGACCCCGUACGUAUCUUACGAAGGACAAAAGCUUUCGGCCGGCUUACCUGAUGGGUCCGGCAACAGGGCUUAUGAAAUGAAGGAGGCUGUGAAUGCUGUUAACCCCAUACCAGUGCCAGCCCGAUCAGCACCUUCUACCAGCCCCACUAGCACAUGGGCGUCAAGAAGCGUUUACCCGCCUCAGACGCCAUCAUCUCCUUUCUCGAACAGUUCCUCCUCGUCUAGCUCACCUGGAGCGGGUCAGAGUUAUUCUCCGUUGUCUCAAACGGGGAAGUCUCCCUCUCAUUCGCCUACAGGAACAUACAGGGAUGCAUAUCACCAGCCUCAACAGGUUAGCUCUAGUCAGCACUGCCAACCAGUCUCUGCCCAGUGGCCUAUCAGCGGACCGGCAUAUCAAAACGGGGGAGCUCAUAAUAUCGGCACCCCCUUCCCUAUCCAGGUGACCCAACCUCCGUUGUUCCUUGGAGGGAAGCAAGGUAGCCCCGAAGGAAGCCCUGCUCCAAGUAACCCAACAGUGCCCGCUUCUACCCCUGUUGAGUCGCCCCAUGAAGAGUCUUCCCGGGCGCUCAAGCUGCCAUGCCAGACCCUCCAUGUACAGACAGAUCAGGGGCCAUCUGCGGCUGAAAUAAAAUUAGAAGCUCUAACCGAACGCCUGGAAAAGGAGAUGGACGCCCAGCCAAAGGCUGAGUACUUUGGCAGCUGUGUGAAGUGCAGUCAGGCUGUGUAUGGAGCGAGCCAGGCGUGCCAGGCCAUGGGCAGCCUUUACCACGACAGCUGCUUCACUUGCAGCGCUUGCAGCCGAAAGCUCAGAGGAAAAGCCUUUUACUACGUCUGUGGGAAAGUCUUUUGUGAAGAGGACUUCUUGUACUCUGGAUUCCAGCAGUCUGCUGACAAAUGCAACGUAUGUGGACAUUUAAUCAUGGACAUGAUCCUGCAGGCGCUGGGGCAGUCUUACCACCCAGGCUGCUUCCGCUGCGCCAUCUGUAACGAGAGUCUGGAUGGAGUGCCUUUCACGGUGGACACGGAGAACAAGAUCUACUGCGUGAAGGACUAUCACAGAGUUCUUGCCCCUAAAUGUGCAGCAUGUAAUCAGCCCAUCCUGCCCUCUGAGGGGUCAGAUGAAACCAUUCGAGUGGUUUCCAUGGACAAGGACUACCACGUGGAGUGUUAUCACUGUGAGGACUGUCACAUGGAGCUGAACGACGAGGAGGGUCACCGCUGCUAUCCUCUGGACGGACGCCUGCUGUGUCACGCCUGUCACCUCAAACACAUGGACCCGGCCGCCCCGCCGGCUCCAGCAGACAGCUUCCACAGUCGGUUUUAAACGUCUGCCUCCCCCUUGUGGGUGUUCAGAGACAUCACCUUUGCCAAAGAUGCUCGGCUGUCGCAUUGCCAAGUCACAGACGAGAUUGAGACACAUUAUUAUGUUCAAAUUAUUUACUGUACGGUUUUCUUUUCUUUGCAUUUAAUAUUUUGUUAGAUUGGAUUCAAAGAAAAUAGUUUAGCCUUUCUUGAAUAAUAUAAAUGCUGUCAGCAAGUCA